Molecule: messenger RNA, 1167 nt
Organism: Sordaria macrospora k-hell
Lineage: Eukaryota; Fungi; Ascomycota; Sordariomycetes; Sordariales; Sordariaceae
Biological process (GO): inositol phosphate biosynthetic process
Cellular component (GO): nucleus
Molecular function (GO): ATP binding; inositol-1,3,4,5,6-pentakisphosphate 2-kinase activity
Source: RefSeq, a predicted model, not a curated record
AUGUCGCUAAAACCGGUAGCAGACCUAGCCCACUUGAAAGGCACCAAUUGCCAGUUCAAGUUCAUCGGCGAAGGCGCCGCCAACAUAGUCUUCGAGGUUAUCUUUCCCCAUGAAGACGUCACGAUCACACAAGAUGAUGGCGAUAGCAAGAUCUUGAACAUCUUACAAGGAAAACUCCUACGAGUACCAAAGGCAAACACCAAAGCCUUCCCUCACCCCCAAAUCCUUCAGUACUGGGAGUCAUCCAUCAGCCCACUCUUUGACAACCCCCAGGAAGAUCUAGUGCAGCAGUACCUUGUCCGUUUAGACAACUCCAUCGUCUCACAGCUCAAUGAGGUUCUUGGAACUGAAGACGUCCAGCGAAGGGCAGAUUUCCAGGGCACCAAGGUGGCCGAGGCGGAGUAUGGCAUGUUGGUUGAGGACAUGAGGAAGAAAUCACCUACAGACCUCCUCCUCGAAUUCAAACCCAAAUGGCUUACCCCUUCACCUACUGCCCCCUCCACCGCCACGCGCUGCCGUAACUGCGCGCGCGAAGCCUACCGCCUACACAAAUCUCUUCGCUCCGCAUCUUCCUCCAGGCCUUCAUCCGACCAGGGCUCUGCUGCUCUCACUGAGAACUCAAUUUUCUGCCCCCUCGAGUACCUAGCCGCUCAAUCCUCGCCCUCUUCCUUAGCGCGCGUCAUCGAGUCUAUGAACCUCUCCGCUACUUCCGUUUCUGAAGAAACCGCGCCAGCGACGAAGGAGAACCCUGUUGGUGCGCAACCGGCUGUCUCUCUCGAUGGCGACGAAGGGAUCGAGGAGGUGGAUGAGCGUUACCGUGUCGCGCUGGUUCGCUGGCUUCAGACCAAUUCUUUGCUGCCCAAGCUGCGCGACGCGCAAGAGAGGUUGGAUCCGGCGCCGGAGGGGACGACGGAUCGGGAGGAGUUGGCGUUGGCCAUGACGUUGAGGGAUUGUACUUGUUUUGUAAGGAUAUCGGAAGAUUCGCAGGGUGAGGUAAAGGUGGAAGCAAAGCUGGCGGACUUGGAUAAGAAGAAUUGGAAGGCUAAGCUGGAAUACUGGAAGGGGUUGGAGGGGGAGUUGAAGGAGGGUGGAUAUUAUGAGGGGAUGGAGGUUCCGUGGGUUGGGACAAGGUGUUUGAGGGAGGUUGAGGGCGAGGAGGCGAGCUGA